Molecule: messenger RNA, 3155 nt
Organism: Morone saxatilis (striped sea-bass)
Lineage: Eukaryota; Metazoa; Chordata; Actinopteri; Moronidae
Gene: ppp1r3f
Product: protein phosphatase 1 regulatory subunit 3A
Exons: 4
Coding region: 222-2159 (645 amino acids)
Biological process (GO): regulation of glycogen biosynthetic process
Cellular component (GO): protein phosphatase type 1 complex
Molecular function (GO): protein phosphatase 1 binding; glycogen binding
Source: RefSeq, a predicted model, not a curated record
CUAUCACAAGGGCUGGCAGUAAAGACACGUUUUCCGUGGGUGACAUUUAACGCCACACUUUGACUGAGGAGGCUCUGUGCGUAACGCAGAGACAGCGCUGGAUCUACACCGGCCACUGCUGCGCAAAUCAUGUGUAUUUGGUAGUGUUUUUUUUUUUUGGAGACGCCAUAUGUAGCCUACUGUUCAGCGCAAAGCUUCCAUGAGUGCACACCUCGGCAAAAAUGUCUUUUUUAACCAUACCAAGCCAAGAGGGCCUUUUUACCACGAUUAAAUCUGGCAAGGCAGGCGAGGAGGCAGAUAGUAGGUCACGCAUAGACGACGAGGAUAAUAAUGAUGAUGAUGAUGAAGACGAUGACACCGACGUCCACCUCAUCCCGAGAUGCUCCCCGGUACCCAGAAAGCGAGGCGCGUCCAUCUACGAUGAGACUGCUGAGUAUAUGCGGAUCCACUUGGCGCUGUCUGCCGGAAAGAGAGUGUCAUUCGCCGACACAACAGGUGGGGAUCUGGUGGAUGUGAAGGAAUUCCUUGCCUUUGAUUCGGACGAGGAAGAGGAGAACAGUGCGAGGUGGGAGGAAGAGGAAGCAAAGUAUCGAAAGUCAGAGCGAGAACCGACCUAUCGUGUGCAGCCAGAGUUUAACGCGCCCAGCGACAGUGCCCUGCUGCAGGCUGUGCACACUAAUAAAGUGGAGGUUGAGCAGAUGUCUCCAGUAGAGAAUGAGCCACUUGCCUUCAGUGGGGUAAUACGAGUCCUGAACAUCUCCUUCCACAAAGCAGUUUAUAUCAGAUCGACCAUGGACAACUGGGCUUCUUACUUUGAUCACCCAGCAGAGUAUGUCCAGGGAUCAAAUGAUGGGGACACUGAUCAGUUCACCUUCAAGCUGUCUUUUGCACCCCCUUAUAUGACACACGGCUCCCGCAUUGAAUUUGUAGUUCGCUAUGAAACCCCUGAUGGCGAUUAUUGGGCUAAUAACUCCUCUAUGAACUAUGUGGUAACUCUGCUCCUGUCCUAUGAAGAUGCUUCAGCUCAAACAAACAUCGACAUGCAGCAAAAGAGAGGUAUCCUGAAACCUCCAAAAGCUUACAGUAUGAAUGAUGAUUUUGAUUCAGAGGAUGAGCAAGAAAAGGAAGAAGCAGAAGAAGCAGGGACCUCCAAGUCAGGACUUGUCAGGCCAACCGCUGUCUGCCCGGUCAUCAUACAGCCGGAGAUUGACGUAGAGAUUGCAGUACACCCAUCUGGUCCCUCUGUCCCUCCCAACCAAGAGCUUCCAUCUGUUGAUGGCACACUGUCCGCUCGCACUGUAUCCCCAGGUGAACAAUUCCCUUGUAUGUCAUCCGAAACCACACUUCAGACUAAUUCAUCCUUUGUACUCUGUGCCAGCGAAUCAGUCCAGCCAAAUAAGUCACAGCCUUUACCCAGACUCCACUGUGAAUUAGGCAACCAAACGUCAGAGCAGCCCACAGACAGUAGUCCCUCUGCACUGCUGCCUGCUUCAACUCCUUCUCUACAACAAGAGUCAAGGCCGAGAUCAGACAGCUCCCAGGCUGGCGCAGAGGAAAUCCCUCCCUCAGAGGCCCCAUGCGUGCAUCUUUCAACCACAGAGACGAAUCUAUUGCCAGCAACAGGAGAGGACGGAUCGACCGACAGCCCAGCCAGUCGUUCUUGUCUUAAACUGCCUGCUGAGUGUGUCUCUGCUCCCAAUGUGACUCAGGGUUCUGAGCGAGACAUUGCAGUGGGAUUGAGUGAACUUGCUGCUGGAAUAUCAGAAGAUUCCACCAUGUCUGCAACACAUCAUGAAGGCAGCAAACCUGCAGUCCUGUCUCCUGUGGCUGAGAGUGGGGCGUCUCUGGGAGCAGAAGGUGAAGCUCCACCAUCACCCAAACUCACAGAGAACCCCUCAGUGAGUGCAGGUAUCACUGAAGUGAGACAAAACUUAGCUUCUCAGUCUGCUGAUGCUCCCCAGAUUUCCCCUGACACAUUAUUAGAGAAUCUACCAAACACAUUGUCAGAGGUUUCCGAGCUCCAGUCUGAGCAUAACGUCAACAGGAAUCUGAUGUCAUCCGUCGUCUUUCUGAGUGGAGUUGUCUCCCUCUCGAUAGUGUUGCAGGAACCCAGUGCACUCUUCUUAAUUGGACUGCUUUUGGUCUUGCGCCGUUUGUGAUUAUGCCAUUUUGAUCUUAAGUGCCUUUUCAUGAUUCCAAAAUAAGCCAACAAGUUAAAAAAACAAACAAAAAACCACUCCUGUUGAAGCUGUGUAUCACUGUGUGAUUUUCUUCUUUUUAGAUUAAUAUAGAUUUUCAUCUAAUGAAAGACAUAUUGGGUACAAUUUACGAGUAUUUCCAUCCAAAGUCCAAUAUAAGGGGAAAUUACAAAUACUGAUGAUAUUUUCAUGCAUUCUGUCAAACAAGUGUUAACUAAUAGAAAAGUAGUUGAUUGUUUUCCCAUUUCUACAACAACAUUGUGAUCACUCUAAUACUGAAGCAUAUAUUACCAGAGAUGUUUUGUAAGUGGUCUGUAUUACUUCUUUCUUGUCAUGUGGAGAUGUGUGUGUAUGUGGUGUUAUAUUCUGAUUUAUUCAAUCAGUCCUGUAAUGCACUUGUUUUUUUUGUUUUUUUUGAUUGUUGAUGUAGCUAAGGGUUGUUGUCUAACCACACUGCCAUGAAUUUAACUUUUGUGAAUUCCAUGUUUUAUUAUGUCUUUAUUAAAGGACAAAAAAAACAUUACCAUAGUUGGAUACUAAGGAGACUUGUUAUACAAAUGGUAUUUUGUUUACAAAAUGCAAAAGCAAGACAUGGUUGUGUGAAGUAUUUUGCCUUAAUGCCAAAAAAAAAGAAUAACUGAUGACCUUUUGUGAAUAUCAGUUUGAAAUAGAUGCUACUUGAGGGACAAAACAAGUGAAAAAAUGUCCAGUGUGAAAUGUGAAAGAGAUAUUUUAUCAUUAAAGAGCACCGGCCUCCUCAACGUCUCCUCACUAUUGCACAGAAGUCUUCCUGUUGAUUCUUGCUAGUAAACCCAUAUUGUUGUUGCACAACACAGAAUUUUAAAGCACUCGUUUGACAACCUCACAGACAGACUGAAGCAUUGAAUGACAUGUUUGAAGUGAUGAAAAUGUUUGCUUUUUGCAGUGUAUUUCCAUUAAACAUGGUCUUAUACCCUG